This is a messenger RNA of Triticum turgidum subsp. durum (durum wheat), 1848 nucleotides long. The record is from the annotation of a GenBank genome assembly. NCBI's taxonomy places the organism in Eukaryota, Viridiplantae, Streptophyta, Magnoliopsida, Poales, Poaceae.
AUGGCACCGCUCCCAGAGACCACGGCGGAGGCCACUCUAGCGGCGGCGGAUGACAGCGGCGACAGCGAGGCGUUGGGUGACGCGUGGGACUACCGCGGCCGGCCGGCCGUGCGCGGCAGCUCCGGCGGGUGGUCCAGCGCCGCCAUGAUCCUGGGCGUGGAGCUCAACGAGCGGCUGACCACGCUGGGCAUCGCCGUGAACCUCGUCACGUACCUCACGGCCACCAUGCACCUGGGCAACGCCGCCUCCGCCAACGCGGUGACCAACUUCCUCGGCACCUCCUUCCUGCUCUGCCUCCUGGGCGGCUUCGUCGCCGACACCUACCUCGGCCGCUACCUCACCAUCGCCAUCUCCACAGCCGUGCAGGCCGCCGGCAUGACCAUCCUCACCGUCUCCACGGCCGCGCCGGGGCUGCGCCCGCCCCCCUGCAAGGACCCGACGGGCGACGGCAGAGUCCCCGGCUGCGCGCCGCCUACCGGCACGCAGCUCGGCGUGCUCUACCUGGGCCUCUACCUGACGGCGCUGGGCACGGGCGGGCUCAAGUCGAGCGUGUCGGGGUUCGGGUCGGACCAGUUCGACGAGUCCCACGCCGGGGAGCGGCGCCGCAUGGCGCGCUUCUUCGGCUGGUUCUUCUUCUUCAUCAGCCUCGGCUCCCUCCUCGCCGUCACCGUGCUGGUGUACGUGCAGGACAACGUGGGCCGUCGCUGGGGCUACGGCGCGUGCGUGGUGGCCAUCCUCGCCGGCCUCGGCGUGUUCCUGGCCGGCACCCCCAGGUACCGGUUCAAGAAGCUGGCGGGGAGCCCGCUGACGCAGAUCGCGGCCGUGACCGCCGCCGCCUGGAGGAAGCGCGCGCUGCCGCUGCCGUCUGACCCAUCCUCCCUCUACGACGUGGACGACGCGGCGGCCGCCGGCGAGGACGUCGGGGGCAAGCGGAAGCUGCCACACUCCAAGCAGUGCAGGUUCCUUGAUCAGGCUGCAAUAGUAGAGGUGGAGCUGGAGCCGUCGUCCCCGUCGUCGGGGAAGAAGAAGAGGAAGAAGUGGGCGGUGUGCACAGUGACAGAGGUUGAGGAGGUGAAGCAGGUGGUGCGGAUGCUGCCCACGUGGGCCACCACCAUCGUCUUCUGGACCGUCUACGCGCAGAUGACCACCUUCUCCGUCUCCCAGGCCCAAGCCUUGGACCGCCGUCUCGGCCCCUCCUUUGUCAUCCCCGCCGGCUCCCUCACCGUCUUCUUCGUUGGCUCCAUCCUCCUCACCGUCCCUAUCUACGACCGCCUCAUCGCACCGCUCGCUCGCCGCCUCACUGGCAACCCUCAAGGCCUCUCCCCGCUCCAGCGCAUCUUCGUCGGCCUCUUCCUCUCCAUCCUCGCCAUGGCCGUUGCCGGGCUAACCGAGCGCCACCGCCUCUCCGCCUCUACCGCGGGCAUCCAGCUCUCCGUCUUCCUCAUCGUGCCACAGUUCCUCCUCGUUGGCGCCGGAGAGGCGUUCACAUACAUCGGCCAGCUCGACUUCUUCCUCCGCGAGUGCCCCAGGGACAUGAAGACCAUGAGCACCGGCCUCUUCCUCACCACGCUCUCGCUUGGCUUCUUCCUCAGCUCCGGUCUCGUCUCCGUCGUGCACGCUGUGACCACCUCCGGUGGCCGGAGACCGUGGCUCGCCAACGACAUUGACAAGGGGAGGCUCGACUACUUCUACUGGCUGCUCGCCGCCAUCAGCACCGCCAACCUUGGGAUCUUCGUCGCCGCCGCCAAGGGGUACGUGUACAAGGAGAAGCGCCUGGCAGACGCCGGCUUCAUCGAACUCCACGUCGAAGAAGUGAACCUCGGUGAUGAUGGUGAUGAAAAUUUGUAA